Cloeon dipterum is the source of this 5109-nucleotide messenger RNA. Its product is annotated as ras GTPase-activating-like protein IQGAP1. The record is from RefSeq and is a predicted model, not a curated record. Gene Ontology annotation, biological process: regulation of GTPase activity; mitotic actomyosin contractile ring assembly actin filament organization. The transcript is spliced from 28 exons. Lineage: Eukaryota; Metazoa; Arthropoda; Insecta; Ephemeroptera; Baetidae. Gene Ontology annotation, cellular component: cell cortex. Gene Ontology annotation, molecular function: actin filament binding; GTPase activator activity; calmodulin binding. The coding region runs from base 114 to 4952 and encodes 1612 amino acids.
GUUGGAAAUUCACACAUUUUUCGACUUUGUUAACAGAGAAGCCCAAUUUUUCAUCGGCAUAUUUCAUCCUUGCCAUUCCAAUUCGGUUGUCAAUGUGAAAAAACACGUGAAAAAUGCCGGGAAUUGUCGAGGCAAACGUCGAUGAUGCGUCAAGCGUUGUGCGGCCGAACAUAGACAAAUAUGAAAGUAUGGAUGAGGUGCGGCUGAGAGACAUUGCCUACCAGUAUCUUUGCCAUCUGGAAGAAUCCAAGAAGUGGCUUGAGUCUGUUUUGCAAAUAUCCCUCCCACCAUCAACAGAACUCGAAGAAAAUCUGCGAAAUGGUGUUGUGUUGGCGAAACUUGGCCAUCUGAUAGCUCCAGAGGUUGUGUCCUUCAACAAAAUUUACGAUUCAGACCAAUCUCGCUAUGAGAGAUUCGGCCUGCAGUUCCGUCACACGGACAACAUCAACAAAUGGAUCGCCUCCCUAACAGCGGUUAAGUUGCCGAAAACGUUUUUCCCUGAAACAACAGAUGUGUAUGACAAGAAAAAUAUGCCGAGGGUAAUUUAUUGCAUCCAUGCUCUUUCGACUCACCUCUUCCGCCUUGGAAAAACUCCAGCUAUGAGCGAUAUGUAUGGAAAAGUUGUGUUCACUGAUGAUGAAAUCAACCUGAUGAAGCAGGAACUCAUCAAGGUUGGAGUUCAAAUGCCUCUCUUCCAAAAAAUUGGUGGCCUCCUUUCAAAUGAAAUUCCAGUCGAUAAAGUGGCGUUGCAUGCAGCAAUUAUCGCCAUUAAUGAAGCCCUCGACAAAGAAUGCCCUGAAGCAGUCCUGACGGCACUGAAACUCCCCGCAGCCAGACUGAAUUCCAUCGAGGACAAUAACAUCAUCAGGUAUUGGCAUACCAUGUCCAGUGCUAAGCAAGCUAAAAUCGAAGCAGCGCACAACAAGUCGCUGAGCGACAGCUACACCGCUGAUGCCUACGAUGAGCUCCUCACGCAGGCUGAGAUCCAGGGUUUCAUCAAUACUCAAAAUGUUGCUGUGGCAUGGAUUGCCGUGAUGAAAGCAGUUGAGGAGAAAGACGAAGCGGCGCUUUUUGCAGCUCUGCGGGCAGACCCUCUAUCGCUGAAAGCUGUGGAAGAAAACUGCGUCAGCAGUUACAUGGAGGAGCUGCGGCAGCAGGUGGAGAACAACAGCAUUCAAGAGCUGCCGCCAGACGUCCUCCGCUCUCGCCAGGUUUUGCAGAACGUGAUCACGGCUGGCAACAACAUAGCACUGCAAGAGGCUAUCAGCUUGUCCGGCAUGUGGCGGAUCAACAAGGCGUUGAGAGUAGGCAGCCACGCAGACACUCUAAGGGAGUUGCAGAAUCCGGAGCUUGCCAUGAGAAAUGUUUUACCUGAAGCGGCUUGUCUCUAUCACGAAGAAAUGAAAAAUGAUCGAAGUGACUUAAACCGCGAUUUAACCAUGAAAGAAAUCCAAGGCUGUGUUGAUCUGCUUAGCAAAAUUGCUCAAGUCACGCUCGCUGUGGACAAGAACAAUACUACCGAAAUGUGGAAUGCCUUGAAGGACCUUGGAGACAUUUUUAGUCUGGAUGAAUAUUUUAUCGACGAAUAUUGGAACAAACUUUAUGAACUAAGGCAGAAGAAAUUGAUGGAGAGAGCCAGUUGUCCUAUUUUGACAUUUUUCGACAUAGACGACUGCGUCAACAAGGUUCAUCAAAAGAUUGACAUGCAAAAUCAAUUGGUGGCUGCCUUGCAAAAGCUGAACCGCGCCGUGAGAAAGACCAACCAGCAUGAGGUUUACGGCGCCCUGAAACUUCUCAGCUCUGAAAUUGGCAUCCCAGCUGAAGAAAAGAACUCAAGGCUCUAUUUGCGAAUAUUGCAAGCAGCCUCGGAGGAGGAAAACAGAGAAACGUCGGAACUGUGGCUGUCAGACGCUUCCAUGGCAAUGAAGACAGCCGCCUCGGAGUCGAAGGAAGCUGAAUUCGCCUGCGUCUCGCUGAUAAAAAUCCACCUGGCCAUGAAAGAGCGCGACGAAAAAGGCCUGAUCAGUGCACUCCAGAGUGCCCCUUUCCGUCAAAACCUGAAAAUCUUUGCCGAGUACUCAAAGGAAUACAUGACGUUCUUUAUCAACUGUUACAAACAGAAGGUGGCUAAAAAGUACACCAGUCCAUGCGUUGUGUACGUCACCAGAAAGAACCACAAGGCCUACAUCAACUUGACGAGCAAUCGCUUCGACUGGAAUCCACCAGAAAGUUUGGAGAAUUCUCCGUAUUUGUCGCCAAAAGAAAUUGGGAAACUGGUCGAAAUGCUGAACAACGAAUUGUCUGCACCAUCAGAUUACGAGUCCGAAAAGUCGAUCAGCCCAGACCUUUUCCAAGCGCACCUUACUAAGAGUAUAGUGCAGAUUCAGAGGUGGUGGCGUGCAGUUUUGGGAAAGCGAUUUUUGCAACAACGAAUCGCAGCCAAGCGUAGAAAACCUGUGGAGCCUGACUUGACCUUCUACAAAAGACAUGAGAGGAAAAUUGUGCUCAUCCAGUCUGCCUGGCGCGGGCACCAGACAAGGAAGAUGUUCCUGCAGCUUGUGCACAAGCCAAAUCCCUCAUUGAGCAUCGUGCGUCGUUUCGUCUCUGUCCUCGCACCAAAUGACAAGGAGUUCCACAAGGAAAAUGAGAUCCAGCUGCUCAAAGCUAAGAUCGCCAAGGCUGUCAGACACAACCAAACCCUUUCCCACCAGCUUGAGGACAUGGAUGUCAAGAUUGGUCUGCUUGUCCAAAACAGAAUCUCGCUGCAUGAUGUGCAAGCGCAUCAUUCUCAAAUGAACGAUUUGGCUGGCGGUCCGAGGGCGACCCUGUCGGAGCAAAACUCGGCGGGAGGCAGCAGCAACACCCUGUGCGGCAAAGGACUCAAGUCCCUGACCAAGGAGGGUCGCCACCUUCUGGAGGGCUACCAGAAUCUCUUCUAUCUGCUGCAGACCAGACCACACUACCUGUCCAAACUGCUCUUUUGUUUGCCGCACAGCAAGUCGAUGCAUUUCUUGCAAGACGUGAUUUUCUCCCUUUUCAACUUUGGUUCGAGCAAGAGAGACGAGUACCUGCUGCUAAAAUUGCUGAAGACUGCUCUCGAGGAGGAAAUAAGGUGCAAGUUCAAGGAGCCCAUCGACAUUCUGAAAGUGUAUCCCCAAGUGCUGAAGAUUGCAGUCAACUUCUCCAGGCAGCACUCAGGGCAAAACGCUCUCAGGGAGAUUCUAGGGUGUCUUGUGCAGAGAGUGGUUUCUGACAAAAAUACAAUUUUCGAGACAAAUCCUAUCGAAAUAUACAACAACUGGAUCAACAAAAUGGAAAUGACCACUGGCACAGCCAGUGAGAUGCCCCGCAAUGUUACCGCUGCUGAGGCCUUGUCUCACGAAGAGGUGCGAAGCCGCCUUCAGAAAGGAAUAAGUUGCCUUCAAGAGAUGGUUGGCCUCUUCCUCGAGCGCAUUUGCUCCUCUCGCGAGCAGCUGCCCUACAGUCUUCUACACACCGCCCGCACCCUGCACAACACCCUGGCUGAGCGGUUCCCUGGUUUUCCUGAAAAAGACCUUCUAAAGGUGAUUGGAAAUGUUGUGUACUACCACUUCAUCAACGCCGCAAUCGUUGCUCCCGACGCGUACGACGUGGUGACUUUGCCGGCAGACAAGACCCUCACUUCGGAUCAGAGGAGCAAUCUGGCCAGCAUCGCCAAGAUUCUUCAGUAUGCUGCUUCCAAGAAAGGCUUUGGCGACGAGUCGUCCCACCUGAAGGUCCUCAAUCCCUUCAUCAUUCAAUGCCACGAGAAGUUUAAACGCUUCCUUACUUUGUGCUGCCAAGUGGAAGACUUGGAGGAGCAUUUUGGCGUGCACGCGUACUCCGAAGCGACCAUGAUUGUCAAGCCCACCAUCCUGAUCUCGCUGCAGGAGCUGUGGGAUACCCACCAGCUAGUGCUGCAGUACGAGGACGACAUCGCGCCCAAACACUCUGACCCGCUGCACACCAUCCUCGAAGGUCUAGGCCCGUUGACUGCGGUCAGAAAAUUACUAGGAGGCACCUCCACAGAUUCACUGCUGCCAAAGGGAGACAUCAACCUAACGCUGUCCAACAGCAAACUGGAAAUUCUCACGGAUCAAUUUUCAAUGGACAAGGGUGACACAAACCAAAGCCAGCUGUUCAUCAUUGCUAAGGAACUGCUGGUGGCACUGUUGCCGUUCUUGUCGGGUGCCAACCUCAGCGAGGCUCUCAACGCCGAGGAGCUGCCUGGACAAAAUGAACAGUUCCUGGAUCAACAGAAGUCUUCAACCUCACAGCAGAACUCGAGCAACAAUUCCCACCUGCACCUGAGCAAAAGGCGCUUGCAACUUUGGCUCGGGAAGCUGGAGCAGCAGGGCUUGGUCUCGUCAAAAAAUCAUUUCCAAGAUAUGCUGACUGCCGUGGCCAAGGACAUCGUCAACAGGGGCCAGUACUGCCAAGCCAGGCGCAAGGAGCUGUCACUCUUGAAGACCGCCAUUCAGAGCCUCGAAGAAAAAACGCUUUGGUACCAGAAGCAAGUGGAAUUCUACAACAAGUACAUCGAAACGUGCCUCGCGAGCAUGGACAGCGGCAAAAGGAGGGUACACCAACUUCGGCUCUCGGGACAGCACCCUGGCAAGGCCAAGACGCAGAAGGUGCUCAAGUACACCGCGGCCCAGCUGCAUGCCAAGGGAGUGCUGCAGCAGAUGCAGGGCCUCACUCAAAGCCAGUUCAAGAGCGUGCAGUUCGAAAUCAGCGCCACAGAAUCGGUCGGCGUGUUCCACAUCAAGGGCUGCUUCAUGGGCAUUCCCAUGGACAGCGUCGAAAUCGACAUUCAGGACCUGCUGCAGCUGCAGUACGAAGGGCGUGCCAUCAUGGACAUGUUCGGCAAAGCCAAGGUCAACGUUAAUCUGCUGCUCUAUUUGUUGAACAAGAAGUUUUAUGGCAAAUACUGAAUGCCUGGUGGGUAGCUUGCUUACAAUUAGCUGUCUUUACAUUUUAAUUUAGCGAGAGUUCAUUUAGUCAAGACUUUUCUUUCACUUACUUCAAAUUGGCCCUGUUGUGAUCCUAACUUUCCUAUCUACUUUUGUUUCGUUAAAGGUUAUAUAUGUC